CGACAACAUUAUGUAUUCUAUGCUUGUCCGGAUUUUAUGUUAUUUUAUACCAGUUUCUACUCAACCAAAACGAUAUGUUUUCCCAAAAUGUUAAGGAUGGCGAAUACACAAAAGUAGUUUACAAUCUGAUCAAAGAGGAGCGUUUCAUUGACGUUGUAACAUUAUUAAACAAUUUGCCAGAGUCAUGUACAACGAGAGCAGGUCUAUCCCUGCUGGGUUACUGUUAUUAUCAAUGCCAGGAAUUUGUCGAAGCAUCCAACUGCUACGAGCAACUCUGCCUUCUUAAGCCCGGCGUUCAGGAGUACAGACUCAGCUACGCCCAGUCGUUGUUCCAAUCCGGCUUGUUCGAUGAAGCAUUCAAGAACACCACUCAAAUAACGGAUGAAAAUCUUAAAGAAAAGGUUCUCCAGCUACAAAGUGCUAUACGGUAUUCGAAUGAAGAUUAUGCCGGUGCUCAAUCAAUUUUGUUACAGAGAAAAGUGUCACACGAAUCUACGUUAAAUGACGAGGGAUGUUUGUUGUAUCAGGCUAAUGCACACGACAGGGCUUUGCAGAGAUUCAAUGCAGCUCUUCAAACCGGUGGCUUCAAUCCAUUAAUCGCAUACAAUGCAGCUUUAUGUCAUUUCCGGAAGAGAGAAAACGCCCAAGCUAUGAAUUACAUCGCUGAAAUCGUGGAACGUGGAAUCCGGAAUCAUCCCGAACUCGGAAUUGGCGCUCAAGCUGAGACUGAAGGAGGUGCUCGAAGUGUUGGAAAUCCGCCUUCUCUAGCCCUAUCCGGAUUGGCUCAAAGUUUAAAUCUUAAAGCUGCUAUCGAAUAUCAAGAAGGAAAUUUGGAGGGAGCGCGAGAAGCUUUAAUAGAUCUGCCACCGAGAUCGGAGCCAGAGUUGGAUCCUGUAACACUACACAAUCUCUCAUUGACUGACACUUCGGGAACAGGAACCGGAUUGCGACGACUGGCUUUUUUACUGGAAUUGGGUCCGCCCGCUUGUCCGCCGGAAACGUUUGCUAACAUACUACUGCUGUGCUGUAAACAUGAAAUGUAUGAUACUGCAGCUGAUAUGCUAGCAGAACACGCGCAUCUAACGUAUAAAUAUUUGUCUCCUUACUUGUAUGAUCUACUAGAUGCCCUGAUUACCGUUCAAACGUCACCCGAAGACGCUGAAGAAAAACUAGGAGUUCUAUCGUCACAAUUAGCCGGCCGAUUACGUUCACUGUCAGCAAAAGUGCAAGAAUACCGUGUUAAUUCGGAUCAAGAAUCGUUGAGGAAAACGCUUAAGGAAUACGAGACGGCUUUGGAGAAUUAUCUACCUGUUGCCAUGGCCAGAGCAUGGCUCCCUUGGCGAGAUGAUGAUUUUGCUGGUGCCGAACGAGAAUUCCAUGCAAGCGCUGAAUUUUGCGGUGAGACUCCACAUUGGCAACUGCAUGCUGCCCACGUUCUAUUCAUGCGUGGUGACAAAUACAAGGAAGCGGCAGCAUUCUACGAACCGGUUGUGCGACAGAACUAUGACGAUAUUCUAUCGGUUUCGGCAGCUGUUUUGGCGAAUUUAUGCGUUGCUUACAUUAUGACCACUCAGAAUGAGGAGGCAGAGGAAUUGAUGAGAAAAGUGGAACGAGCUGAAGAGAGAAAGGGUAGCGCCAAUGGUCAAUGUCUUCACCUUUGUAUUGUGAAUUUAGUCAUCGGAACGCUGUACUGUGCAAAGAACAAUUACGAAUUCGGUUUGUCGCGCAUUGCACACGCAUUAGACGGUGGAGUGGGACCUCGUCUGUGUGCCGAUACUUGGUUGCAUGUUAAACGGUGUGUUCUUGGGUUGUUAACUGCAUUUGCUAAGCAAGCUGUCGUUUUGCCAUCGGUUGCAAUUAUGGAGGUGUUGAACUUCUUGCACACUUGCGAAGUGUUCGGACUGUCUAUACCAUCAGUUCUAACGAGCCAGAUCGACGACAAGAUCGAGGAACCCCAGACCAUUGGCGUUGAGUCUCGUAAGCUACGAGCUUUGCUGCUAAAAAUCAUGGAAUAUGAUUAACGCCGCAGAGUAACAAAAUUUUCCGGAUUCAGAAAUUAAAACUUUUUCCAAUUUUAUUUUUUGUCUCACUCUCUCUAAAUAAAAUGUCGUGGUUUUGAUAAA
Molecule: messenger RNA, 2123 nt
Organism: Bradysia coprophila
Lineage: Eukaryota; Metazoa; Arthropoda; Insecta; Diptera; Sciaridae
Gene: Ttc30
Product: tetratricopeptide repeat domain 30
Biological process (GO): intraciliary transport
Cellular component (GO): intraciliary transport particle B; axonemal microtubule
Molecular function (GO): intraciliary transport particle B binding; protein binding
Source: RefSeq, a predicted model, not a curated record